Messenger RNA from Penicillium manginii, 867 nucleotides. RefSeq lists its product as uncharacterized. The transcript is spliced from 5 exons. NCBI's taxonomy places the organism in Eukaryota, Fungi, Ascomycota, Eurotiomycetes, Eurotiales, Aspergillaceae. The coding region runs from base 1 to 867 and encodes 288 amino acids. The record is from RefSeq and is a predicted model, not a curated record.
AUGGCCGAUCUAACCCUACCGAGAAUUGUUACAAAUCAUUCAACGAACGCGCCCGUGUCUAAGACGAAGAUUCGCAUAAAGCUCGGUGUUCAGUUGUCAUCAAUUAUUCGAGUGCUGAAGACACAACGCCCAUUGAUCAUCGAAGACAUCGAUGAAGAAAUUUUAGCGAAACACCAGAGGAUUAAAGGAUCGGUUGACAAGAGUCUGCUCGAGUAUUCUUAUCGCAACGCUGUAAUAUCUCGUGUGUUGGGUGCGAGUGUAAAGAAGAGGAGUCACAAGUUUGAUCAAUCGGCGUUCAAGAAAGGCGUUUAUAUGUACUACAGUACCAACGAGCAUUGUCGCCCUGGCUUAGGGGGAUGUCAUGUACUGGGCACUGUACUUCCCCAAGAUCAAAUCAAAGCUGCCCACUUUGUAUCCAAAUCUAUGACAUCCGAGGAAGUUUCCUACCUAUUCGGAGUCACUGGAACUACUUUCGACCAAGGUACUAUCGCGAUUGUACCCGGCCCAAUGAAAAGUCCAACUCGGUGGAAGAGUGUUGUCUUGGAAGAAUCAAAAAUGGAAAACAGCAUCGGUAUCUCGGGUGGAUCCUAUAUGGGAUUGAAGGAUAUCGACAACAAGCCAUUGAAUUUCGUUUCCGAUAGCCGUCCUCGCGGACGGUAUAUUUACUUCUGCUUCAUAAUCGCAUGCCUGAAUGCAAAGAGCCGAGGAGCCAGUGACGCCGUUGCGGAAAAGGUUGAAACCACACGUUUUUGGCCCUCUGCCGGCGAGUACCUCAAUCGGGGGGAUAAAUCUACUCGUGACGCUGACGCUGGAACUGCGCUUGGAGCUGAUGUCCGUGACGCAAUUCUCGCCAUGAAGAGUCUCUAA